Molecule: messenger RNA, 3535 nt
Organism: Onthophagus taurus
Lineage: Eukaryota; Metazoa; Arthropoda; Insecta; Coleoptera; Scarabaeidae
Product: von Willebrand factor-like
Cellular component (GO): extracellular matrix
Source: RefSeq, a predicted model, not a curated record
UCAAUCAAAAUGAUUCUAAAAACCAUAAAAUUAUACUUUUCGUUUUUAUUAAUUUGUUUUAAUGCGGAAUUUUUAAGCGCUGAAGAACAAUGUGAAAGAGGGCUUAUUUCUGAUUGCGUCGUUUUUGGUAACAUCCACGUCAAAACUUUCGAUGGAAACGUUUACGAUUUUAAUUCAAGCUGCACUUAUAAUUUAGUAUCAAUCAAAGCUAAAAAUUUAGAUGUUAAUUUAUUAAGAAAUCCUACACGGUUACAAGUUAAAUAUGCAUCACGCGAUUUCCAGUUAAUCAUAACAGAUACUUCGAUUACGUUUACAAGAGAUGGAAUUCCUUACAGUAUUCCUCAAACUUUAAACGGAUUAUCGGUUUCAAAACCUGGGCGAAUGGUUAUUCUUGAAAUUAAAUCGAUUGGAAUGAAAAUUAAAUUCGAUGGAACGACCGUUGAAAUAGUACAAAAUAACGAUGAUUUCGAUCACAUCAUGGUGGGUUUGUGUUCAAAUAAUGAUGGAUGCGCCGAUAACGAUUUGAUAACUUCCGAUGGGAGUUUAACCGAAUCAGAAAUUAUUUUUGCAAAUAGUUGGACUUUAGAACCAUGUUCAACUGGAUCCUUUGAAAACGCUUGCGGCGACAACGAUCGUUUGAACGCCCAGGCUUUAAAUUAUUGUAAAAAUAUCACUUCGUUGGCUCAAUUUUCAAACUGCCAAGAAUACUCAAAAGAUUUCUUAAAUAUCUGCAUCUCAGAAUAUUGUAGUUGCAAACUUGUUAAUCGAUGGGAGUGUAUGUGCGAAAUGUUGGAUGUUUUCGUUAAAACUUGCAAUGUUAAUACAAAUUCAAUCACCGAGUGGAGAGAACCGAAAUUAUGCCCAAUAAUUUGUUCAAACCCGGAUCAACAUUUCUUAUCUUGCGCUCCAGAUGGAAAACAGUUAUCUUGUGGAGAAGAAUUUGUCGAAACUCCCUCAAUAAACGAUUGCGAAGAAGGUUGUUAUUGCCCAUCGGGAAUGAGACUUUUCCAAGGGAAAUGUCUUUUCGAAGAUGAAUGUCCUUGUUUUUACGAGGAUAACUGGUACGAACAAGGAUCAUCUGUUGCUUUAGAGUGUAACACUUGCAUUUGUAAAAAAGGAAAAUGGGCGUGUACUGAUUAUAUUUGCGUCACCGAUGGAGGAUGUUGGGGGGAUCCCCAUUAUACCACUUUUGAUGGGAAAAAAUACGAUUUUAUGGGGAAAUGUACUUAUUAUGUCGUAAGAGGAAUCGGAUUUGAUAUUAUGUGCGAUCAUUUCGUGUACAAAUCAAAAGCUUUUGUUAAAGAUUUUGAGUCUUCUUUACCGUCAUAUUGCGCCAGGGUCAUCGUUAAAGUUCAAAACGAUGUUAUCGAAUUGGAACAGAAACACGUUGUUAAAGUUAAUAACGAGCAAAUUAGUUGGCUUCCCCACAGAGUUUCCGGUAUUGAAAUUACCAAUCCAAGCAGUCAAUUUACACAAGUUAACUUAAGGAAUUACGUUAGUGUUUCAUGGAAUGGUGACAGCAGAAUCACAGUUAGUAUUCCAACAUCGAUGAAGGGUCGUAUUAAUGGUCUUUUUGGAACAUACAAUGCAGAUCCAACAGAUGAUUUCACCCUCCCCAAUGGAACUAUUGUCACCGAUUCAAACCUCUUCGGCCACUCUUGGGUUGUCCCAGGAAGUUGUGCCUCUGAAAAUGUGAAUACUGAUCCCGUACCACACCCUUGCGAUGCAAACCCUGACAAAAAACCUUGGGCAGAAGCAAAUUGUGCUAUUUUAAAAACAUCAUUAUUUGAAGGUUGUUCCGAUGAUGUUGAUUCCGCUUACGAAGAAUGUAUUUACGAUGGUUGUUUAUGCACCGAAAUAAGUUGUCUCUGUGAUUUUUACGCCCAACAAGGCGAGAUGUGCGCUGCUAAAGGAAUUUUGAUCGAUUGGCGUCAAGAAAUCUCCGAAUGCGCCAUUCAAUGCCCAGCUGGACAACAAUAUCAAAUUUGUGGUGAUUCUUGUACAAGGAGUUGUAACGAUAUUUCAGCAAAUCCAACUUGUUCAACUCGAUGUGUCGAUGGAUGUAAUUGCCCACCAGGGCAAACUUUGGACAAUAAUGAUCAAUGCAUCCCAAUCGGUGAAUGUCCGUGUGUUUUGGAUAAUAUUAGGUAUCCAGCUGAGUUUAUUUUUAUUGAUACCAACGAUAAAAGCAAACACGUUUGUGAAAAUGCUUUAUGGACAAUCACUCCAGCUACUGAUGAAGAACUUGGGGAGUUCCCAAACAUUGAGGAUUUAGAAAAUCAAUGUAAUCGCAACGAUUUUUUUGUAUUUUCUGGUUGUAAACGAACUAACGAAGAAACUUGUUUGAACAAACAUUUAAAUGAACGCCCAAACUUUGAUGAUUGCCAAUCUGGUUGUGAAUGCAUGGAAGGAUUCGUCAUGGACACCGAAUUAAAUAUGUGCGUAAGACCGGAAGAUUGCCCAUGUAUGUAUCAAGGUAUUAGUUAUCCAGACGAUGCAAUCAUUAACAAUAGAGAUGAAAGAUGCGUUUGUGUUUAUGGUUUUUGGGAAUGUUCUCCUCAAACGGAUCAUUGGGAAAAAUGCAGCAUUUGGGGAAACGUCCAUGUCAGAACUUUCGACGAAACUCUUUACACUUUCAACGGAUUUUGCGAAUACAUUUUAUUCGAGCACGUUUUCGACGAAACCGGAGUUAUUAGAGUUACCGUUGAGACUGGAAAAUGCCCGGCUGGUUCUUGCAUCCAACGUCUCGAAAUUUUGUAUCGAUCUAAUUCUGGCCAAACUGAAAAUUUAAUUUUCCUUAAUGAAAACGAAGUUUUCUCACCAACCUCAUUAACCACAUUAAACGUAACCGAUUUAGGACAAUCAACGAUUAUUGAUGUCCUAAAUUUUGAUGUUAGGGUGGUUUGGAAUAGAGAUGGAUGGGUUCAUCUUCAUGUUUCUCAAGAUUGGAUUGCGAAAGAUCAUGCUGGGUUAUGUGGAAAAUACGAUAAUGAUGCAACCAAUGAUUUGGAUAUUCUCCAAAUCAAAGCAACGCAAGUUUCUUCUUUCGUUGAUUAUAACCGGGGUGAUAGAACUUGUGCAAAAUCAACAGAAUUAAAUACUGUUAAUGCAAUGUUCCCAGAAGAUCCUUGCAACAUUCUUUACACAAACAUUUUUAGAGAAUGCAGAUUCUUAAAACCAGUUGAUGAUUACUUUAAUAGAUGCAUAAUCGACGCUAAAACACAAUUAAAUUUACCUGAAUUGGAAAGAACUAAUUAUUACUGCCAAACUAUCGGUGCUUAUGCCCAAGAAUGUAACGAUGUUGGAGCUGUGGUAAAUUGGAGAAGUGAUUCAAUUUGUCCUAAUUCUUGCCCAUUAGAUAAAGAUUAUUAUCCAUGUAAGAGUGUGUGCACCGAAAAUGAUUGUGAUCAAGAUGGAAUGUGCUUUGAAGGUUGUGGAAAAAUAAGAUGUGUUGAUGAAUAAGGUUGUUACAGAAAUAUGUGCAAAUUGUCAGAAUUAUGUUAAUAAAUCUUCAAUAAAACCAUUUUAAAACAAA